Molecule: messenger RNA, 738 nt
Organism: Cavenderia fasciculata
Lineage: Eukaryota; Evosea; Eumycetozoa; Acytosteliales; Cavenderiaceae
Exons: 1
Coding region: 1-738 (245 amino acids)
Source: RefSeq, a predicted model, not a curated record
AUGUCAACUCAAAUGGCUGCAGGGGAUGUGAUACCCCCAUCACUUGGAAAGUCACAUGAUGCACAACAACAACAGAGAGAUUCCAUUGCUUGCAUAGCAAUGUCGACGUCGCCAACUGAUACCAUCAUGAUGAACCACUCUAUCAUAAAAGACGAGGAUAAUGGUCAGGUUCCAACAACUGCUUCUGCCACCAAUACAAUCACCAAACAUACAGUGUCAUUUGUAGACAUGAACGACCAACAGAAUAAUAAUAAUGUUGAUGUUGAUGAUGAUGAAGACGAUGAAAUGGAAACCGAACCAUCUGCCACUGCCACCACUGAAGACGAAGAAAUUGUACCAAACAAUGAUGAUGAUGAUGAUCUCGAUGAAGAUGACAAUGACAACGACCAAGACAACGACCACUCAACACCAAAAGUAAAAGAACCAUUGUUGUUUGACAAUGAAAACAACAACAACAACGACGACGACGAAGACAAGGAAAUGGAUGAAGAUGAAAUCCAAGAUGAUGAAGAUGAAAUCGAUGAAGAUGAUCAAGAACAACAAGAACUUGACUACCGACACAAUAGCAGCAUCAGAUACAGCAGUAAUAAUAGCAACCAAUCUUAUGAAAGACCAUUGAUUUAUGCCGAUAAAUUUGUCAGACGAGAACUCAUCCAAGUGAUCGAAUACUUGAAAAGUACUAGUAAAGGAGGUGAUAAACCAAAUGAAGAAGUUAUAGUCCACGAAAUUCAUCUUUAA